Molecule: messenger RNA, 2733 nt
Organism: Aspergillus heteromorphus CBS 117.55
Lineage: Eukaryota; Fungi; Ascomycota; Eurotiomycetes; Eurotiales; Aspergillaceae
Product: peptidase family M20/M25/M40 protein
Exons: 1
Coding region: 79-2439 (786 amino acids)
Source: RefSeq, a predicted model, not a curated record
UUAUACACUAUUGAUAUACCCCUCCCCAAACCUCCCAGACUGCCGCACUCCCGACGUUAGCAUCCAGGUCAGGGAAGGAUGACGGUGGACAUUCAUUCCCCUCAACAAUCGGUCAGCGAGCGCAGAGGCCAGCAAUUGGCCCCCUUGCAAACCAACUUCAGCCGGCCAACCGCGCGACCAGUGCAGGUCGUACCUACAAGGCCGUCGCGUCCACGGCCGACGGACUACCAGACCGAUGGGGAAUCAGGCGAGCGAGUCCCGUUGCAGGCGACCCCGGUUAAGCGCCAGACAUCCAAAUCCAGCCUGCGGAACAUCUUCGGGCGCGAGAAGUCUUCGCGCAAGCAACAACCCGUAGAGGCCAAGCUCUCGGGCAUCGACGAGGUACACCAGCACGGGACGCCCGCUGCUUCCGAGACGGCACCAGCGCCCCAUUCACCCACAACUACUUCCACGCCCAAAACGAUUGCCUCAACGGCGACAAUCCCUACAUCUCCGACGGCGAGCUCGCUUCGCCCCAAGCUGCCCGCGAAAUCUCGCACAAAAUCCAGCGAAGAGAAGCCCCCAGCGGGCGAGCUAGGAUGGAAGCCUCCCCCACUUUUCCAGGCAUAUCCGCAGUCCAUCAAGCAUGAUUGCCUCCCAGUUCCUGCCAUGUCGGUGGACGCUAUCAUGCGCCUGCAAGCUACAUCGAAGGCGAAGGCUGGUGGCUCUCGUGACGAAGAGCCAUCCGCGGAGGACCCUGCGUCGAGGAAGAAAAAGGAGGAUAAGGAAAAGAAAAGACACAUGCGCACCCUGUCGGAGACUAUUAACAAAAUCGAGUGGACCCAAAAGGUCUAUGUGCUAGCCACUGCUGGGUAUAUCCUGCAGUACUCUGGCCAAGGGAAACACGAUCGCCUGCCGGAGAAAAUGCUACAGCUUGGUCCUCGGUCAGUCGCAUUCGCUAGUGAUGCAAUCCCUGGAAAGCAUUGGGUGCUGCAGGUGUCACAGACCGACGAAGAUGGCGUUGAUGUGACCAAAUCUCAUCGUUUUCGUUUUGGGUUCCACAGAUCACACACUCGGCGGGUGGAGCGCUGCUUCCUACUGGUUUUCGACCACCCAGAAGACAUGAGCUCUUGGCUCUUGGCUGUCCGUGCUCAGAUCGAGGCUCGGGGCGGCAAGAAGUAUGUCUCUGAAAAGGCCGAGGACGAGGACGCGGAGACUCAGUUGGAGGCUAAAUCUACUGUCCGCCAAUUGGUAACCAAGGACCCGAACAGAUUUUCCACCUUGCUGCAACCCCAACAAUCACUGUCUGGAGAGGAGAAGGACCCAGGAGUCAGUGACCACUCCCGCCGGAGCUCCUAUGUCUCCCUCAAUCGCCGUUCAAUAGUUCUGCCCCCGGCGCCCGAGUCUCGUUCCGGGUCAGUGUCCACUACCCAUACGGAGAUCACGUCGCCUGUCAGUGGGACAGGGACUGGUCGCUUUUACUCGUCGGUACCUAUUGCGAGCAUCCCCGCCGCGCCCUCUAAUGGCAAUGCGGCAGCAGUUUCCGUUGAAAGCCCGAUUUUCACGAGCCCGAAGCGGCGAUCGUUGCAUAUGCCGUCACCCUCGACGGCAAAGACGGCUGCGGAGCUAGCUGCUGAGAUCCCUCGGGCUCAGUCGACGCAGCCAGACCCCUUGUUUCGCAGCACCUCACCGCCAGCCCCGAACUUCAGCGUGCCAUCGUUCAGCAAGAGAUUCACGGCAAGAUUCGGUCCUCUCCAGGUUCCCCAAACCUCGCAACUGCCUCCAGCUCUGGAAGAAACAGCCGGUAAGGAUCCUCCUGCGGCUGCGGCGCUUUCUUCCUUCCCUUCUCCACCACAAUCUCCUGGCAAACUCAAGAACGGGUUCCCGCAGGAGGCAGCAAACCCACAGCAGUGGCCGCUUCAUCAGGGCCAAGCCAAGAGACCACCACUGCGGGCUUCCAGCUCCCAAGACUCACUGGCUGACCCGCAUCGAAUGGUAGAACCCAAGGGUAACCGACUAUCUCGCCUUCCCCGCAACAUGGCCCCAGUCCCACGGCCAACAACUGCUGUCAGCGAAGGGCCUGCCCCACAGCCGCAAUUCGGCCCCGAGGGAGGUAAUGCGCGCCGCGAGCAAUCGCGACCCCGGGGAUCGAUGAUGUAUCAGCCCGACCCCAGCGCCCGUUUACCGCCAGUAUCCAUGGGCCGUCGGAAGAGCAUGCCGGGGCUCAUCGGGCCACCUGCCGCGCCUCCCCCGAACUGCCCCCUCCCCAAAAUCCCCUCCCCUGUCGACCCGCAGCCUCCCAACUGGAACGAGCCCCCCGCAGACCUGCGCCAGUGCAUCUCCCCUCCACCGCUGACCACGAUCCGGGAACAACGGAAGAGUAUGGCCCCAGCCCUGGCUGGCCAUGGCCAGAGCACGCCUCGCAGCGUCUCCCGACAGUCCAGAAUGCCUCCCAUCUAGCUGUCCUUGCUCUCCCCCUCUUCUUCUUCCACUUAUCUACUACCUACCUACAUUCGCAUGGGGGGGUUUCCACGCCUCGUCCGAGUCGAUCCCUUUCCCCCUCUCCUCCCAUCCUUUCCUUAUGCUUCCACGUCGCCACGGCACGACUCCCUUCCGUCGACUUUGAUAGUCGACGAGGUCGAUCAUAGUAUCAUCACAUUCCAUUAUAUUACAUUACAUAGCGAACCAGCGUGUGUUUAUUUAUUUUCUUAUCGCUCUUUUUCUUUUGUAUCUUUCUCCAGUCAUACUUCCUGA